This is a messenger RNA of Symbiodinium pilosum, 5484 nucleotides long. Lineage: Eukaryota; Dinophyceae; Suessiales; Symbiodiniaceae. The record is from the annotation of a GenBank genome assembly.
AUGGCGCAGUUGAUGGGUGUGGCACGGCAAUGCGCUGCAGUGGCACGGAGACGAAACGUUGCAGCAACACCUUUGAGAUGGCCACACCAGGCAGACGGCGCACGUUGCAAUGCCAGUGAGGCCAGCUUUCCAAAUGCCGCUGCCGAGCGUUGGGAGGCUGCACGAAGGCAAUGGCUUUCGGCCAAUCGUUCUUCGACCGUUGGCGGAACACCUGCUUCAAUCACUUCCUGGUCCAUGCAGCUUCCUCACUGCCAUCGUGUUGGCUCUCCGCGACGCCGCUUUCGCACAGAAAGCGUGAGCGAAAGCUCCUUGUCGCGUCUAUUCAAGGGCGACCAGAUGACGGCGGUCUUCCCUGAUCCGACGUCGCGGCUGGUUGAGGCGGAGCUUCGGAUUCCUCUGCGCCUGGUGGUGGCUGCUGCAGAGCGUCGUUGGACAAUGGUUUGGAAGGUGUGCUACUGUGCUGGGUUCGACUUCGACAAUGGUGCUGCUGAUGGAGGUGUAGUCAAUGUGUGCUCCAAUGCCGUCGCGCACUUGAAAGCCUCCAUCUUCUUCGUAAAGUCUGCACCUGCGGAUUGUGGCGUCGCGGGAUUCGUGUUUGUCUUGAUUUGUUUCCACUUCCACUGUUUGACUCUGCAGCCUUACUACGAUCCAGAUGCAGGCCGAUUUCUGCCGCAGGCAGUGACCACUCUGGAUGGUGCCAAGGUGUUGGGGGGACACCUGGGGCCGGCCAACUGUGUGGGGCCUUCAACUUGCAAUGACCUGCCGGAGGAUGUGAUGGGCGGAAAAGCUCCCACAUUUUUAGAUGUACAGAUUGACGCGAGCUACGAGAAUCGUGUGAUGGUAGCAGCCACCUAUGACAUCUGCUACUGCGAUGAAAACUGCCUCAACAGUGCGUACUGGUUCAAGGCUGGCACCCUGGACGUUGAGCCCGUCGACAGCCAUUUCACUAUUGACUACACAACAGGCUCUUAUGGUGAGCUGCCAGCCAUCGUAAACACAGGGCGAUUGCUGGUCAUUCUUGGAAAAGGCACGGAUGCAUCUCCAGUACAGGGCAGCUGGACUGGCGGCACCGAUGCGAAGACGAGGGAGAUGAAAUUCUUGAGAGAUGAUGACGGGAAUGUGGACAAGGAGUCUUGCCUGAAUACCGAGCAGCCUUUGGGUAUCUCUGGGCACCGCUUGAUUAGUGGCAACACGGAUUACACGCAGCCGCAGACCAUCCUAGAGGCGCAAGAUCCUGGUCGCCCUCGUGGGCAGCUGUAUGGGUUGGUAUGCAAUACGGCGGACCCUCCAGUGUGUGCGGCCAACAUCCGCAUUUCAACGCCUGGGUGGUACGCAGUUUGCUACUGUGACUCUAAUUGCAACGAAGUCAGCAACUGGGCCGUGUUCGGUCGUGAACUGGUUGCCGGACCUCUUGCAAGGCAGACGUGGACGAGGUAUACGGGCGUGACCUUCAGCAUCGAUGUGGAGGGAUACGACCUGCAGGACACGAACCGGGCCUUGAUUCUGAGUACCUCCCAGCAGCCGCAAGACUGCGGGAACGUGGCGCCAACUGCAAAUGCUAACGGCCCCGUGGGGCAAGCGACCCUCCACACUCGCGAAACCACCAACUCCAAGCUGACAACGAUGGCUUGGUCUGACAUGGGCACGGAGAUCUCCUUUGACAGGAGCCAUGGUCUGAAGGAUGGUGACCGCGUUCGUUUGUCAGGUGUGAAUCCAGACCCCACGGACACCAGCCUCGCUGCUCGAAAUUUGGCGCUCAAGCGCGCAGACAUGUACAACACAGUGCACGAGGUGUUCGUGUCUUGUGAUGAUGACGUGGCAGAGUGCUGGAAGAUACUGGUUCCGGUCAGAUUCGCUGCUGCUGAAUUUCCCAACAUUCCCAAUGUCCCGAGCGUUGCGUGGUCACGCACGUCGAAGGAGACGUUCACAAAGAUCAAGGUAGCAGACGGUGCCCAGUCACCUGAGGGAAGGGGCUAUGUUGUGUGUUGGUGUGACGACUGCGGCCUAGCAGCCACUGCCUUCACAAGCUACGUGGGGAUCAGUCCCCUGGCCAAACGGCUCCUGGAAGUCCGGACUGGAGACGUGGCACACUAUGCAACUGCAACUGGCACACGCCUUACAGGAAAGGUGAAGACGUCCUGCCAGUUCACGCGCUCCUUUGACAACAGUCUCUGGCUAUUCUCGCGAGCAUGGCAACCUCGUGACAAGUCCCUGACGUGGGCAACAUUAAUGAUUGUGCACGGCACAGUGGACCACUCAGGGGUGUAUGCAGAGUUGGGGCAAAGCUUAGCCAUGCAGGGGGUGGCUGUAUUUGCCUCUGAUAUGCGUGGUUGGGGACGCAGUGAUGGUGAGCCGCUCUAUGUGGACAGCGUCACUACCUUCAUGGGUGACAUAUUGUCCGAUUACCAGCGUAUUCACGGAUCUGGUUCUCCAUAUGACCAUGUCUCAUCGCGUUUCCUUCUGGGCAAGAGUAUCGGUGGUCUUUUUGCUGCAUGGACAGCUGCAGAGCACCACAACUGGACUGGUUUCAUUGGCUUGUCUGGGGCGUUCCAGAUUGAUCCCGCUGUGAAGCCAUCCGCUAUUGCAAGGAUGCUGGUCAAGGCCAUCGCCACCUGUGCACCAAAGCUGGGCCUCAAGCCCCCGUUCGAUCCAAAGCUCAUUGUGAAUGAUGCGCAGGCCCUGAAGACCUGGGAGCAGGAUCCUUUGGUUGGGGGCCGACUAAGGCUAACGCCAGGCUACAUCUUGGAACUACUCAGACUUCAAGAAGCUCUCCCAGCCCGGCUUGGCGAUCUCGCAAUGCCAGUGCUCAUGCUUUGGGGCACUGGAGACAAGGUUGUAACAGAAGCUGGUCACAUGUUGGUGGUGCGGGCAUCAAAGUCUGCCUUGUCUGAAUUCUUGCAAUACCCCAAUGGGUUUCACAAUCUUCUAGCAGAGCCCAAGCUGAAAGACAGCGUCAUGCGUGACAUUUGCGCAUGGCCUGUGAUGUGUGGCUUUCUGGACUAUCUGCCCUUGGUACCGUCUGCGGACAUCGACGAGCCAUUGGAGGCUCGUCAAGACUUCUGCGGAAAGAUCUUUGUCGAACUGUGGUCAGAGGACCCUGACGGUUUCCCAAUGCCAGAUGGGUGCUACUACAGCGAGGACGACACAGAUCCGACCAUGAUUGUGAAGCAGCUACACAUCCUCUUCAGUGCACGAAAUCAUCUUAAGAAGAACACAAGGUACAUGGCCGUGACCAACAUGAACGUCCUUGGGGAGUUGAGAUUUGAUUUCCCAGCAGAUGGAGCAGUCUGGGUCUGGUCAAUGGAUGAUGCAUUCAACAAUCCGUUUGGCGUCAUUGAGAAGGGUGCUGCUUACCCUGCACCUGAGACACGGGUGCCGCCGCGAGACACGCUUGGCGCGGAGCAAUUCAGCCAGGUGGGUGACCCUCGAUUCCAUGAUGAGGGUGCCAUUCCUCGGGGAUUCAGACUGCUUGGCACAAAUGGGGCCCUCGUUGAGGAGAUGCUGACUUUCUGCAUCCCGCAUGAUGAGCAGGGGAAGAAUCCCAGCGUGUCACCAACAGUAGACAACGCCUGCAAAGUCUGCUUCAGCGAAGAGGAGUGUGGAAAUGGCGGCAAUGGUGUGCCGCCUGAUCCGGCAUUGAGUUUCUGCAGAUCACCUAUUGACCUGAAGUGCCCACAAGCAAAUGGCAAUUUGCUCAACGUGCGGGCCUUUGCCUUUGAACUUCGGGCGAAGCUCGGCUACCCAAUCAAGCCGCAGUCAGUGCUGCGUCUGUGGCUUCAUCCACUGACGCAGUGGAACAUCGGCCCGUCCUGCCAGGUGGGCUUCUAUGCUGGCGGUUGCACACCACCAGCCGUUGGUGGUGUCUGCUCCAGUCCUAUUUGCCAGCCAGAAUCCGUCGUUGGUGGAACGGUUGUGGGCAUUGCUUCGUGGCCCAUCAACACGCUGAAGAUUAUCUUGCCGAACAUCAUGGCGGAUGUCACAGAUACAAGCUUGCUGGCCAUGGAGAUUGGAAACUUGCCCCUACCAGCUGGUGGCUUUUUUCCGUCUGUUGUUACAGCUGAGAUAACGAAGGAUGAUGGUUUCGCGCCGGAUUAUUGGGAUAUCCCGAAGGCGCUUGCAGUUGCAACAGUCGAUGGCGGAGGUGCGCGCCUCUAUAAAAAGCCCCAGAUUCUGGCAGCAUCACUCGUGUCAAGGGUUGGAGAUGGCAACCAGGCGCCAUUCAAAGGCGACACUGGCAACAGGAUUUACGCUCGGAUCGCUUUCGGGACGACGUUCCAUGGCUUUGGAAACUUGGUGGAGAUCCAGUUCAAGCUUCCAGUCGGCUAUUCAUGUGCAAUGACCCAGCAAGGUGGUAGCGUUCCGGAUCUGGGGCUCUUGGCAAACUUGUUCCCAUCGACCAAGGGCCGGCUGGGUGGUAAGCUCACCGAAGUGAGAUACCGUAACAUUCCCGCGACGCCGGAUGUGAUGUGCCAACUCACAUUGCUACAGGACAUGAUCGUCUAUGCCAGAACUGUAUACUUCGUGGAGUUGAUCGUUGACAAUCCAAGUACAGCUCUCAAACGAGAUGACCCGCUGAACACGUGGUCUUUGGGAGUUGUGCACAAUGGAUAUACUCCCUCGCAAACAAUCCAGGAUAAACAACUUUCAACCCAGCAACUGUCCUUUUGCCCGGCACCGCGGCAAACACUUCUUUGCUUGGAAGAGCUUGGUAGCGACUACGCGGGCUCGCUGUCUGUCCUUGGCAAGCUGAGCGACUUUUUCAUUGCGCCAUCUCAGUACGGUGUUGGACAAAUGAACACCCUCUCCGUCUUCUUCAUGACAGAACAGGAGGUGGGAUCUUUGACCAGUGUUGAGACCGAAAUUUGGGUUGAUUCACCCUCCGGGUUUGAUUUCGGCCAGUAUUGCUCAGCCUCGGCCCUCGAUGCCAUCUAUUACAUUCCUGAAGGUCGCGGGACUUCGCCACUUCCAACGGGAGACUUGAUUCCUUGUGUCGGCGCGCCAACUUCGGACUCCGAGCUGACCUUCAAUAGGGCCAAGCUCUCGACAACGGGUCGAUUGUUGAGGCAGACAUUCUACGGCUUCCAAGUCCAGGUCAAAAAUGCAGCCAUCUACGUCCGAACCCAGCUCAACGAAUGGCGUCUGUGGACCUAUGUGAAAACAACUGGGUUUGGAGUUGAUGGUACCUAUGAGACAGCCCGGGUGAAUGAGCGCGUCCCGGUGGGGCCAGACACCAGCUGGGGAAUGUACUUGCAGAGCAUGCCAGCUGCGAACUUCCAAGUCGCCUUUUCCUCCCGGCGGCCCACUGUGUCAGGGGUUGAGCCAGCUGACAUCACAGUGCUUCCCAUAAUCACGUCAUUCCCCACCACUCGGGCUAUCCGCGUGACUGCGCCAGCAGGCUACGAGUGGGAUUUCGAGCAGGGCGCGGAGGUUGCGCAUCUCACGGGCUGGCUGCAGAUGUUCAUCUUCCUGUCUUUGUCAGGCUGA